AUGGAGCCACCUGCUGUGGCCCUGGCCAGCCCAAUCUUCAUCCGUGGAAUCGGCCCGCUGCCAACCUUGAUGAAGAACGCGAACAAACCAUGGACAAACCUGACGGCUGCCCUCGACCUCGUGGGCCAACUCAACGUAGCCGAGUACAACGGUGCUGCCGGGGCCUUGAGCCUACUGCCGACAGCCGGCGCUCUUCCCGGCUUUCUCACGCGCCAGAUGUGA
Molecule: messenger RNA, 222 nt
Organism: Phialemonium atrogriseum
Lineage: Eukaryota; Fungi; Ascomycota; Sordariomycetes; Cephalothecales; Cephalothecaceae
Exons: 2
Coding region: 1-222 (73 amino acids)
Source: RefSeq, a predicted model, not a curated record